CUUGAAAGGGACCACAUCAUCGUUGUUAAUAGUUUUAAAGAUGUGUCCUUUUUCUUUCAAUCAUCUUCCCUCUCACCAUCAUUAAUUCAAAAUGUACUUUGCAUCAUCUUUAAACUUUAUAGCACUUUGCGCUCUGGUCACUGCCACCUUUGCUGAUGCUGCAAUCGUUGCGAAACGAGACCCACCUCCUCCACCUGGUCCUGGCAAGCAACCCCAUCCUCAUCCUUCGCCACCCGCUGAUCCUCCCAGUGGUCCACAUCCCAGUCCUCAACGACCGAUCACAGAUGCAAUCAUAAUGGGUGAUAGCUAUACAGACAGCUGCAAUGUGUAUCUUCAAAAUUAUAAUGCCACAGGCGGUAAUCCAAAAUAUCCUUUCCCGACUUGUCCACCGCCACCUACCGGAAGAGCAGAUCAAGGCAGAUCUUGGCCGGAAUGGGUUCGGAUCGAUCAAGGACAAAAAGAGGAACCUGGAAGUCCUCCUGGUGGUGAACCGGUAAAUCCAUCUCAAUGGAACAUUGUCAACUUGGCUCAAAGUGGAGCUGUUUGUGAUAAUUCAAUCUUUCCACGAACUGUUCCUGAUAUUGGUCAACAAACAAAGUUAUAUCAAACCCACUAUAAUACCAAACCUGCAGCAUCACACAUUUAUACGCCUGCCGAUAGUACACUUUUGAUCAUGUUUAUCGGUACGAAUGAUGUUACUUACAUCGUAAAUGGAACAGGAAGUGUUGCACAAGAAACAAGUUGUAUUUCCUCAAAGUUAGACACGUUGCACACCUUGGGUUUCAAACGCUUUUUGAUGGUACAAAAUAUCAAUUUACAAGAUUGUCCACAACUUGCAAAUACAAAAAAUACAUCUUCCGUCGUACAUCAAGAUAAUGAUCAACAACAAAAACUCUUCAGUCAACUUACAAAGCAAUGGAAUGAUGGUACUUCUAUUGACAUUUUCCCCGCUUAUGAUUUGUUUAGCGCAUUCUAUGAUCAUCCAUCAGAAUAUGGUUUCGAUAACGUUCAUCAAGGUUGCAAUACUUGUUCAACUCCAGAUAAGUACUUAUGGGCAAACUCACUUCAUCCUUCUAGCAGAGCUUUCCACAUCUUUGCUAAGAAGGUUGUCAAGUUCACCAACGGUGUGAGAGGACAACAGCUCAUCAACGGCGCUGAAGGUGUUUGAAACACAAAAGCUCUUUAUACAUCGAUUCAUAUUGGGUUUGUAAUACAUUGUUGUCGAAAUCCAAAAAGUAGUGAUAUAAGUUCGCAAAAAACACAGGGAAAGCAGCUCAAGCAUUGGAGA
Molecule: messenger RNA, 1288 nt
Organism: Meira miltonrushii
Lineage: Eukaryota; Fungi; Basidiomycota; Exobasidiomycetes; Exobasidiales; Brachybasidiaceae
Exons: 2
Coding region: 92-1168 (358 amino acids)
Molecular function (GO): hydrolase activity, acting on ester bonds
Source: RefSeq, a predicted model, not a curated record